This is a messenger RNA of Enterobius vermicularis (human pinworm), 1008 nucleotides long. NCBI's taxonomy places the organism in Eukaryota, Metazoa, Nematoda, Chromadorea, Rhabditida, Oxyuridae. The record is from the annotation of a GenBank genome assembly.
AUGACGGCUAAUCUUGCUAAAGAAUCUGACAAGUUCAAUUUUGAAAAACUUCGUGAAGCCGAAAUAUUUCGCCGACUUGCAUUUGUUGGUAUACUGACCUCUACAGUAGCUGCGUUGUCAUGUGUUAUUGCAGUUCCAGCACUGUACGGAUACAUUCAGAAAAUUCAGUCUGGCUUGCAGCUAGAGGCUGACUACUGCAAGUCUAUGACCGACACAAUGUGGCAACAGUUCGCAAAAGCACAGCAACAUAAAGGAGUUUUCAAACAGCACAAUCAACAGCAUGAUCUAGAAGCACUGCUUGCUGAGACAUUCUCAGAAAAUUCUACACCAGGUCGCUUUAAACGCGGGAGCCGCAGUAGCUCUUACAUAGCAAGUUUUUCGCCGUCAUUUUCCGCUGGAGUAGAAUUAGAAGAUUUACCGUGUUCAUGCGGCAUCGGUGCUCCUGGAUCUCUUGGAGCACCUGGUCUUCCAGGUGAUGCGGGUGUCGAUGGAAAGCCUGGUGCGAACGGUAAGAAUGGAAAAGACGCAAAACCAGGAGAUCUUCUAAAACCUGACGACUUCUGCUUCGAUUGUCCGCCUGGACCCGCUGGGCCACAAGGACCGCCAGGACAGCAAGGGCCAAAAGGAAAUCCAGGUCUUCCUGGUUUGCCGGGCGAACCAGGUGCUCCAGGCAAAGCAGGUUCUAUAGGUCCCUUAGGUGAAGCAGGACCGGGUGGUCCUCAGGGAGAGCCGGGUCCGCCAGGACUUCCUGGACUAGUUCUUGAUGUCGAAGGUCCGGAAGGACCUGUGGGACCUCCGGGACCACCAGGACAGCAGGGAUCACCAGGGCUUGAUGGAGCAGAUGGAAAGCCAGGUUCUCCUGGUCUUCAGGGACCUCAGGGACCGCCUGGUAAACGUGGGCCUGAUGGAAAACCGGGAGUUAAAGGUGACCAGGGCAUAGCUGGACCUCAAGGAUUGGGAGGUUCGUGUGAUCAUUGUCCUCCUCCUCGUACCGCCCCUGGCUAUUAG